GGACUGAAAACCAAGUGAGGAGAUGGUGAGUGAAGGAGCAGCUUUUAUACAAAUUGUAUCCCAUAAUAUCCACACCAAUCUUCAGGCAGUUUGACUAUCCUGUGGGCAAUCAGGGGUGGAAAUGUCCCUUAUGCUGUGUGAGAAGAUCCAGCUGAGAGAGCUGUUUACUCAGUGCUGUGUGUUGGAUAUUCAAUUUGCUUGUUGGACGCAUUUCCCUUCUGAUUUCCAGGCUGAGUUUUGUGGAUGUCUCGUUCCUGACUAUGAGAAGAAGGAUUGCACUGUAGAACACCAGAGAAUACGGAGAGGGUGCACAGCACUGAUAGAUCCUAACUAUCAUCCAAGGAACAACUGCACAACGACAUGAACGAGAAACUAAUUGAGUGUGAGGAACAUGAUCAAGUUUGCACACAGUCAUCAACGCUCAUGAAUCACCAACACAUUGAAGGAGAUGAGAAGCUGUUCAGGUGUGAGUUGUGUGAAAAAUCAUUCUCGAAAUCGUGGAACCUCCACAGGCACCGACGCACACACACAGGAGAGAAACCAUUCACAUGUGAGGUGUGUGACCAAUCCUUUGCACAGUUAUCAACCCUUCGCACACACCGGCGCAUUCACACAGGGGAGAGACCAUUUGAGUGCAACGUGUGUAACAAAUCAUUCUCACAUUCAUCCACUCUCCGUGAACACCAACGCAUUCACACUGGAGAGAAACCAUUCAAAUGUGAUGUGUGCAACAAAUCAUUCUUGGACUCGUCAUCGCUCCGUGUACACCAACGUGUUCACACAGGAGAGAAACCAUUCACAUGCGAAGUGUGCGAUAAAUCAUUUGCACAGUUAUCGACACUCCGUGCACACCAACGUAUUCAUACAGGGGAGAAACCAGUCAAGUGUGAGGUGUGUGAUAAAUCCUUUUCACAGUUGGGGAGUCUCCUGGUCCAUCAGAAAAUCCACACAGGGGAGAAACCCUUCAAGUGCGAGGUUUGUGGUAAAGCUUUUGUGAGGUCUUCGAGCCUCCUGAUACACCAGAUGAUUCACACUGGAGAGAAACCCUUCCAAUGUGGUGUUUGUAAAAUGUCUUUCAUCCAGUCCUCUGAUCUCCUGAGGCACCAGAGGAUUCACACAGGCGAGAAACCCUUUAAAUGUGACCUCUGUGACCGAGCCUUCAGACAGUUAUCGACACUUGUGGAUCAUCGUCGUAUUCACACGGGGGAGAAGCAGUUCCCAUGUGAGGUGUGUGACAAGUCUUUCUCGAGGUCCUCAUACCUCCUGCGACAUCAGAGGAUUCACACAGGGGAGUAACACUUGAGCUGUGAUAUUUAUGAAAAUUCUUUCACCAAACUUCCAAUCUUCUAAAACAUCAACAGCACAACAUUGGUGAGAGAUGAGGGAUAAUUUUUUAUUUGAGUGAGUUAUGCAAUAAAGACUUCACACAAUUGUUGAAUCUCUCACAGCAGUGCUUUUCAAAGAUUUUACCAGUGUAACCCUUUUUGGGGCUUGAAAAUUGCACCAAUCUCUCAGUGAGCGGUCAGGGGAAUGGGGGAUUAGCAUGUUGAAACAGGACCUAGGAGAGAAUGGAGGGAGAUCUGGCCAUUGCUACCUCAGAGAAUGCAAUCCCAAAUUUCCAACUCAUGACCUGACCCUAGUUUGGGAGAACCUGUGUGCCAGAGCCUCUGCAGUCACACAGACACAAACUCUACCAGUGUGAUGUGUUGGGAUUGUUUUGGCCCCCUCGUCCUCUCUCACGAUAUACUGAUGUCUCCAUAUGAACUUGUAGUUGGGUCAUCUACUUCCAUUGCACUGAGAGCUGUCUGGGGUAGUCUAUCCUCUAGUGCUCACACAGGGGAUCUGUCAUUCCAAAACACUGUCUCUUUUAGGAGUGUCUGUUCUGUCCAAAUCUUCCAUGAUAUUUAAAACAUUUUUCAAAUCUCCUCUUAACCUUCUCCAAGGAAAACAGUUCCAAUUUCUCAAUCCAUCUAUGUCCUCAUCCCUGCAACUGAAUUCCCUUCAAUCUUCUCUGCACCCUCUCUAAUAUCUUCACAUCCUUCCUAAACUAUCGUGCCCAAACUGGUUGCAGUACCCCAGUGGAGGCUGAAGCAGUAUUUUACACAGCUAGAACAUAUAACUCCUUGCCUUUGUACUCAAAGUCCAUGUUGAUAAAGUCCAGGAUACUGUAUGUUUUAUUAACCACUCUCUCAAACAGCUUCAAUGAUUUUUGCCCAGAUAAACCCAGGUUCCUCUGCUCCAGCCCCUCUUUUAGAAUUAUGCCUUUAUAUUAUCUCUCUGAGCUCCUUCAACCAAAAUAAAUCACUUCAUACUUCUCUGCAUUAAAUUUCAUUUGAUACUUGUCCAUCAGUGGCAACAGUCACUGUCUUCCUCACAGUUCACAUCAUCUCCCAAAUUUUAUAUUAAUCACAAAUGUUGAAUUUUUGGCGUGUACACCAAGGUCUAGCUCAUUCAUUUAUAUUAGGAAGAGCAGGGGUCCUAACUGACCCCUGGGAAAUGCAGCAAUAAACCAUUCUCCAGUCCAGGAAACAUCUAUUAACCACUCCUCUGUUUUCCAUCACUCAGCCCGUUUUGUAUUCAUUUGCUUUUAUUUUAUUCUAUAACCUCUAACUUUGCUGAUAAAUCUGUUGUCUUGCACUUUAUCAAACUCAAGUAAGGGAGUUCUAUACAAUUUGCUCUGAACAUAUUUGUGCUGGUUUCCUUUCAUUAAUCUGCAUUUGUCCAAGUGAUUUCAUUUUGUCCUGAAUUGAUUUCUCUAGAAGCUUCCAAAUCACCAAUGUUAAACUCAUUAACUUGACUGGAGGUUGAUGGGUUUAUGUUUGCAUGUGUGAAUUUGAAGAGGGUGUAAUAUGUACAAUGCUGCAGUUCUUUGGCACCACUUCUGAAUCUAAGAAAGACUGAAAAAUUAUGGCCAAUAUCACCACAAUUUCUACCCUCUAUAUCCUGACUUUACCUGAACCAACUCCUCUUUAAAAAUUGUUCAGUUACCAUUUCUCCUGACAAUCUUAUAUUAAAAUUUAUAUGGUCAAAUCUGUAAGUAUUUCUUUGUAGUUAGUUUUCCUCCAGUUAAUUAUUUAUGUUCUGAAUUGUUCCUUGUCCUUUUCCAUCGCUACACCUAAACCUUCUGAUAAAAUUAUCUCUGUCCCCUGAACAUAGCCUGAAUGUCACUUACAAUUGUUCAGUGAGAUCCUUGACCCUGGCACCAGAGAGGUAACAUAUCACCAUGGAUUCAUGCCUCCUGUCACAGAAACAUUUAUUUGUUCCCAGAACUAUCAAGCCUCCUAUCUUGCUGUUCUAGUUUUCAGUGUACCUCCCUGUACAGCUGAGCUAGCUGUUGUACCAUGGAUUCCCCAGAUUCCCCAUCACUUUCAUCAGGAUUGAGAGCUCUGUACUGGUUACAGAGUGAGAUACGCUCAGGGGUCCUGCACUUCCUGCCUUCCUGACACUUCCUAAACUCACCCCUGAACAGCCCAACUCCAAUUUUAAUGCUAUGGCCCCAUCCUUGUAAAGUGAGCCAGCUCUCAGGGGUGGUUAUGAGGUAGAAUCAGACCCAGCUUUAGUUGGUGACGUGAAUUAUAAACAGAACCUCUUUAGGUGAUGGCUGUUUGACCAAUAUCAUGGGGAAUGUUUGGAUACUCCUGUCUGGGAGCACUAUUAUCCUCAGUAUGGGAGGGAGUGGGUGUGAGUCUCUACAUACCUGAAUUUCCUGAGCCCGUCACACUUCAAAGUAAUAACUGACGUGUUCACCUUAUAGUCUUACAAACUUCAUUUCAUCUUCUGGGAAAGAUCUUGAGUCAUUUUCAAAUGCAUUGUUAUUUUAUGAUUUGUAGUUUGAUUUACGCUGAAUGUUGUCUUGUUGUUUGUCGCUUCAUCAAUCUCCUGUAUAGUUGUAUGUCUUACAAUAAAUUCACUGUUUAGCUUCA
Rhincodon typus (whale shark) is the source of this 3923-nucleotide messenger RNA. Its product is annotated as zinc finger protein 271-like. The record is from RefSeq and is a predicted model, not a curated record. Gene Ontology annotation, biological process: regulation of transcription by RNA polymerase II; central nervous system development. The transcript has 2 exons. Gene Ontology annotation, molecular function: DNA-binding transcription factor activity, RNA polymerase II-specific; RNA polymerase II cis-regulatory region sequence-specific DNA binding. Gene Ontology annotation, cellular component: nucleus. Bases 361 to 1296 code for a protein of 311 amino acids. NCBI's taxonomy places the organism in Eukaryota, Metazoa, Chordata, Chondrichthyes, Orectolobiformes, Rhincodontidae.